GGGAGGCGUGGCCAAACUCACAAACAUGGCGCCUCGUUUUGUAAUGUUGCAACCUUGACUCAUCUCUUUCAUCGCUGCAAAAGAGCCCACAAUAACAAGAUGCAGGCUGCUUUGGACAUCACGGCAAAGUACUGCCAUAAAGAAAUGGAAGCGUACGGUUCGUGUGUGGCCUCCAACCCGUCCACAUGGCAGGACACGUGCCACGACCUGAAAGUAAAGGUCGCACAGUGCACAUCAUCGCACCCGGUGAUCCAGAAGAUCAGACAGGACUGUUCCAAAGAAUUUACGGCGUUUGAAAAGUGUCUCGGGGAGAACCAGACCGAGGCUGCCUCCUGCUCGGCCCACGUGGCCCGCUUUCUAGGCUGCGCGGAGACGGUGGACCUCAGUGGAGUGGAUAACGUUCCAGUAUCGGUGCCAUCGUAGCGAUCGACCAUCUUUACCUGCAAAAACAACUUCAUGUAAUGUGAUUAUUUCCCUGACAUACUUGUGUAGAUGUUGUAAUAAAUGACACACUUGGUGA
Entelurus aequoreus (snake pipefish) is the source of this 520-nucleotide messenger RNA. Its product is annotated as coiled-coil-helix-coiled-coil-helix domain-containing protein 5-like. NCBI's taxonomy places the organism in Eukaryota, Metazoa, Chordata, Actinopteri, Syngnathiformes, Syngnathidae. The coding region runs from base 100 to 423 and encodes 107 amino acids. The transcript is spliced from 4 exons. The record is from RefSeq and is a predicted model, not a curated record.